AUGCCUACGGUCUCCUCCAGUUCCGCCGUCCGCACCAGCACCGGCCACUUCAGCCUUGCUCUACGCGCCCGGCACGUCCUGGUCGCGGGAACGGCGUCCGAGAACGUUCGUAGCAUCAAGGGGCGACUCCCAGAAGGCGUGGACGUGAUCCUCGACUCCGACUUGGUCAUCGCGCUCUCUGGAGUGGUCGACACCGUCAAAAUCCCAGGCCAUGUCAUAGAACGGUCAGCUGUUGCCAGGCAUAUUCUAGACUACCUCAGGGUGAACGCAGGUCAGCUGGGCCUGAGCACAAUCUCAAAUCUCUAUGUCGACGAAGACGAUGGUCGCGCGAAGUUCUCUCUCAGCUCGUCUCGGCCAUUGCGUGCCGCGACAGAAAUGGUCUGCUUGCGAUUGGUCUCCAUCGAUGUUGGACUCGCAUGCAAGAUGGUCGUACGAGGCGGGAAAGACUCACCGGAAGCGGCUUCCCUUUUCUCUGGUCAGGCGUAUCUCCCUCUCUUCUCGGCGCUGGACGACGUAUUGGAGAAAUUCGUCUCAAAUGACCUCGUCAGGCGGUACCCUCUGAUUUUUGGCCCCUGGCGCGAGGUGGGUGUGUAUAUGCUAGCACCGCAGUUCUGCAACUCGUUAUAUGCGCAGAAACUUGACUUAGAGGCGCGUCUAUACCCCUCGCUUUCUCGGUCACUCAUGGACAUUGCGCGGUCUUCACCUGAUCCAUCUUUCAAGAGGCGGUUCUGGCGAUCGAUGGACGUACUUGGGACACAACAUGACAGUCGUGUCAGAAGUGCCAAGCAGGCGAUGCGAGACUGUUUGGGCGACGAUGCGAUCGACGAUGGUGACAGAAUGAAUGCAAGAGAGGACUCUGAUAUGUUGAGGUACUCCAUGGAAACGCUAUUCAGGCGCGGGACGAGGCCUGUAGUCUUCAAGGGGCUGCGCGCGACUGCCAAGGCGGUAUACAAUGAGGACGACGACGACGAUAUGUUUGACCUGUCGGGAUAUACACCAACGUGUACCGAGACCGGUUUCGAGGAUGCUCUAGACGACGAAGAUGUGGACCCGUGGCCAGCUCCAAGUGAUGUCGAUGAAGAUCCAUUUGAGUUAGACUCUGACGAGGAAGUCAUCGAACUGUGGUCAACGCCGCAAUGCAGCCUAUUUAUGAACGAUGAUCCCGAAGAAGACGUCGUCCUUUCAGACGAAGACUUGGAAUAUCGCAUUCUAUCCACCGAGGACGACUCUAGAGAUCUUGAAACGAGUCUCAGCUCGACGAAUUUGCUCCGUGAUACGUUGAGUCCAGCUUCUCAAGUAACUCUAUUUGCCGCAGAUGAAGACGAGGACGUGAUACGGCCUUCCCAAUGCAACCAAAUGCCGCUAGGAGGUUCACAACAAAGUUCGGGGUCAGAUGAUGAUUUUGCCACUCUCUGCGAAGCCGGGCUGGAGGUCUGGGCUCCUCCAGGUUAUUCGGAACGUCACAGCCACGAAGCUAGUACCAUCGCUCGGCCCGAUGCUGUCUACGUCGACCGAGACUUGCUGCUAGACUGGUGCGACGACGGGGAUAUGGACUCGGAUGAUCUCAUGGUGCCAUCACAGCCUAAUCAUGACGCUUGGCUCUCGACGGGUCGAUUUGACUGCCGUGCCUUGGAAGCUAUGGAUCUAAAUGAAGACGACUGCCUGCUCGAUGGCAGCUACGACGACAUCCAUUUUGACGAAUCCACGGAGACGGCUUCCGGCAACGUCUAG
Fomitopsis serialis is the source of this 1731-nucleotide messenger RNA. RefSeq lists its product as uncharacterized. The coding region runs from base 1 to 1731 and encodes 576 amino acids. The transcript is spliced from 8 exons. The record is from RefSeq and is a predicted model, not a curated record. Lineage: Eukaryota; Fungi; Basidiomycota; Agaricomycetes; Polyporales; Fomitopsidaceae.